Brachypodium distachyon (stiff brome) is the source of this 2097-nucleotide messenger RNA. Its product is annotated as probable E3 ubiquitin-protein ligase HERC4. The coding region runs from base 168 to 1478 and encodes 436 amino acids. The transcript has 4 exons. NCBI's taxonomy places the organism in Eukaryota, Viridiplantae, Streptophyta, Magnoliopsida, Poales, Poaceae. The record is from RefSeq and is a predicted model, not a curated record.
GGGUCCAUAUUUUUGUAGGCCGAAUGACAGUCAGCAUGCGUAAGAUGCCUAAAUCGGCCCGGCCCAAGAAACAUGACGCGUAGUUGGGCUAUCUUUUCUCGGGUCCACAGUAAAUCGUCCCCAACGCAGCCGUCGUCUUCUUCCCCACUCUUCGACGGCUGCCCCAAAUGCGUCACCUCCUCCGCGCGCGCUCCUCCGCUUCCCGCCUCUUCUCCGCGCUCGCCGCGUGCGCGAAGGCGCCUCCGCGAUCCGGCGCGGUGUACGGGUUUGGCGACAACAGCCAUGGAGCGGUGGGCCAGCCUGCGCCGGCUGCCGACGUGUACGUCCCCACGCCCGUGCCCUCCCUCCCGCCGUCCGUCGCCGCGGUCGCAGCCGGUCACUACCACUCCCUCGCCGUAUCCGCAGUCGGGGAGGUCUGGGCAUGGGGGCGCAACGAAGAAGGCCAGCUCGGCCGCGGUCUCAACGCCCCGAGGAAUACUUGGAGCAAACCAGAGCAGGUGAGAGGAUUGGAGAAUGUUCAAGUUCGAUCUGUAUCUGCUUCAGGUGUUGUUUCGGCAGCAAUUGGGUGCGAUGGCUCUUUAUGGGUUUGGGGGAGAUCAAAGCGUGGCCAACUUGGCCUUGGCAAGGACAUUGUGGAGGCUACAGUGCCUUGUAGAGUGCAGGCACUUGCUAGCUAUGAUGUUGUUAAGGUAUCGUUUGGAUGGGGCCAUGCCAUGGCAUUGACAAAGGAUGGAGGGCUAUUUGGUUGGGGUUAUUCAGAAAAUGGAAGGCUGGGAGUAAUGGGCCGAAGUACCCAGGCUCCUUCUCCCCAAGAAUACAUUGGCAAAAUGGGGGAUAAGUAUUCUAGUUCAAUGAUGGAUGCUGUUGAGAAGAUGGUUGCAGAAAAAAUUCGAAGUGAAGAUAAUAUGCCCAUCAUCUGGGAACCUUCUCUUGUUCAUGAAGUGUGUCAUCUUGAGGUAUCUGAUGUGUCCUGUGGGCUUGAUCAUUCCCUGGUUCUCUGCUCUAAUUGCACUGUACUGAGUGGUGGAGACAACACUUAUGGACAACUUGGUAGGAAGGCAGGCUUGCCCAAAUUACUUCCUGUCGACAUAAGCUGCAGCCCAUUCUCCGUGUCAGCAAGUGCUGGCCACUCUCUUGCACUAUGCCAUACAAGCACUGACAAUGUUGAAACUCGUGUGCUCUCAUGGGGAUGGAACUGCAGCUCCCAGCUUGGCCGACCUGGCCAAGAGGACAUCCCAGCACUAAUUGACUAUCUGGUUGGUGAGAAGCCAGUAUCAGCUGCUGCUGGUCGAGUUCAUUCUGUGGUUCUCAUGUCUAACGGAGAAGCUUGGGCAUGGGGAUCUGGCCGAAAUGGUAGGCUAGGUUUGGGAAGCUCAAUGGAUGAGGCAGAGCCUUGUCUCAUCGAUACCCUGGAAGGAGUAGAGGUCUUACAAGUUGCCACGGGGAUGGACCAUAAUCUUAUCUUGGUUAAUGAGUAGGCUGGGCUGCUUCUUUGUGGAAAGAUAUUGAUUCUUGCAUCAGCCACUGGAAUGCUUUGCCAUCAACAGGUUGGGAUCUUUAAACAUAGUUAUGAACUUAUAAUGCUUGCUACACAGAGCUUGUGAAAUUGGGUCUGACGGUCUGUCACCUUGCACUUUCAGGUAAUAUUUCCUGUUUGUAUGCUUUCCCACCACUGUCAACAAUUGCGUUUGAAGUCAGUUUGACAGAGUUUUUUCUUCUUGAAGGGGAAAUGUUGAGAUAGUUAACAGAAAAGCAUGGUGUGAAAAGGUUGCACAGUUCUUCGUCAAGUACAAGCCCAAUGUGCAUUCUGAGAUUUUCUCUUGUGUAAUUCUGUAACUUUUUUUUCCUUUGUACAUGCCUUACCGUAUGGUUGCGAAUGUUUUACUUCGCUACCAUCUUGGCAUCUCCAUUGGAGUAGUAAGAGUAGUACCAUCGGGUUGUGCAAGAUAUCUAACCUUGUCAUUGUUGUAGAUUUAAAAGCUUUAUACAAGCAAACUCUUAGAUGUCCAGAAAUUGUGAUUUGAAUCCUGUAAUGAGCAUUGCCAUGCCAUAACAACAUUUUCUUUAAAUUGUGGUGCUGCACUUUACUGAAAGAGA